Stereum hirsutum FP-91666 SS1 is the source of this 4752-nucleotide messenger RNA. RefSeq lists its product as uncharacterized. Lineage: Eukaryota; Fungi; Basidiomycota; Agaricomycetes; Russulales; Stereaceae. Bases 1 to 4752 code for a protein of 1583 amino acids. The transcript has 4 exons. The record is from RefSeq and is a predicted model, not a curated record.
AUGUCCAUAGGCGCACCGCCGUUGCUCGCGUCGCAGUGGGCCGGCGAGCACGCUUCCGGGAGCGCAACUGGGAACGUUCCCUCCAAGCGUUUCUCGUCUCCCCCAGCACCCGUCGACUCUUUCGACUCCGGCGCUGGCAUGUCCGCCUCACAUUCGUCCUCUCAUUUCACCAAUCCUUUCCGCUUCUCAUCCCAGCACGACGCACACUCGUCCUCCAGAAAUGGAUCCUACGGAUUUGGACGAUCGUCCGACACGUGGACUUCACAUGGGAAUGGAUUCGGCGGAGUUGCGUCCGCCUCUGGUUCAUCAUCCUCACGCACACGCACCUCGUCAGCUUUCGCUUCGCUCAUGGAUGGCAGUAAAGGCAAGGAGAAGGAGAGGGAAAUGGAGGAGAGUAUUGCGUCCACUGCACAGCCAGAACCACCACCGCCUUCAGACGCCCGUCCAAGCACUGCCGACCCAUCGAAAAAGAACAGAGGAAGCAUCCUAUUUGGCGCCGCCUCUGACGCUCUCAAGUUCGGCCGUCGACGGAAAUCAGUCCGUGCAUCGCAUCACCCCGUCCCCCCACCAGCGUCCCUCAUCCUCCCCGAAGUGAUCGAAAUCAGCGCUCCUAAACCAGAUGAGGAGGAGCAAGAGCGUCAACGAUUGCGUGAUGCGGCAGCCCAAUCGAUAGGUCUCGGACACGAUAUCCUCGAGCCGGCGCGAUCGCGAGAGCCAGAGGAGGAUCCGUAUGAUGAUGAGGAUACACAGACGUUGGAGAGUGCGACGCAUCCGGAGUCCAUCCUUUCUCCAUCCUUCGUCUCUUCGCAUACGUCGCCACAAAGUCCGACGAAUCUCAGUCAUUCGUUCUCGACAAGACGACGCGCGGGGUCAUUAGCACUCUCUAACCAAUCGAGAAUAACGAGCGCUGCGGAUAAGGAGAAGGAGAAGACGCCUGUGAUCCCGUCGUUUCCUGCGAGUUAUAGUUCGCUGGUGCCGUACGUGCAGUUGGAAGCCUCACUACCGAAACAUUUCCCGCCUCCGUCAUUGCUGAAGAUGGCGCUCUCGAAGCAGUGGAAGACACGUUUUGUGGUCUUCACCUCUCCUUCUCAGCCUUCGACGUCAAACCCUGGUUCCAUUCGCACGCAUAUGCAUCUUACCUCUCCGACGAUGACGAAUCCAACGCAGAAACUACCCGUUCCAUCGUAUUUACACCUAUUUAAGUCGCAGUCUGCCGAGGAGCGCGAGGUGGAGAGGUUGGAGAUUAAUGAGAAUAGUGUGGUUUUUGUGACGGAUGAGGAGGUUGGGAGUAGGAGGAGCGUGGUCAAAGUAGGAGGGAUAGACGUGGGCGCGUUGAGGAGGGAGUGGAACGGCGAGGAGAAUGGGCAGACGAUGAUGCUUUUUCAGAUUGUGGAUGUGGCGGUGAGUAGGAAGUGGAUUGAGGCGAUCAAGGUCGUCGUUUUGAGGCAGAGGUCUAUACGAGCUGGAUUGGGUGUUCCGUCACCGAAUAUCGGAGGUACAGAACCCAGAGGUGACAUGGACGUCAUGCUUUCGAUGCGGAUGCAACAUAUGUCGUCCUCUCCGGUGGACUACAACCCCGGUCUCUCUUCGCCCAAUGGAUCGCUUCUCCACCACUCCAGCCUCAGUCAUGGCCCCAGCCAUAGUCACAGUCACAGCCAAAGCCAGAGCACGAACGGUCACGGCCAUAACCAUCAUCCUAUGUCAAUAUCUUCCACUUCGACCUCCGCAUCCUCGACCAUCCGUUCCUCUACCGGUGCAUCUUCACCAUCACCCCGCUCGCCUAACGCCGUCGUCACGCUCAAAGGACUCUUCACCGGUUCUAGCCGUCCAAGAUCAUCUUCACGAGCUGCAUCACCUUCGCCUGAGCCAGAUACGGAGACCAGCGAGUCGUUCAGCAGUGCCGGGUCCAGUCUUCUCGGGAUGCUCAAACAUCAGCAUACUGGGAACGGGAGCAUCACCAGUAGUUCUGAGCGGGCUAUGUCGCCUGUCUCGACUCCUAUCGUUAAACCGAUGUCGAUGCUUCCUUUGCCUCCACCUCUUACGACGCCAACGCAUAGUCACGCGGGUUAUCACAAUCAGCCUGGACAGCGAGAGCAAGAGGCUAACAUAUCAAGGAAAAUUGUACCUAAUCGGACGUCACUUGAUUGGGCCCCUGUUCCCUCGUCCUCUCUUUCUUCGUCGGCCGCGUCGUCGUCUGACGUCCCGAUAUCCAUGCCGUCGACACCCAUCACUAACACCCAUGCAGCGUUACCCCCUCGUUCAAUGUCACCUUCCUUGUCCCUUCAACCUCCACCGUCAAAUCGAAGACGCGGAAGGGCCUGUACUGCCGGAAGCACAGACGCUCCUCUUCCUUCGCCUACGACGCCACGAAGCACGGAGACCGGUGGUUUGAUGUAUAAUCACGGCAAUACGAGCACCGCAGGUAGUUUUGGAAUCACCCCUGCUGCGUCUGUGAGCGGACACGGAGCGAGCGAAAGGUCCGGUACCAGUCUUGGGCACGCGUCGAAUAGUACAGGGACGCCUGUACAGAAAGCAAGACCGGCAUCGAUGUCGUCCGUUUCGACUAUGGGCUCUGGAUCCGGGGCGUUCGGCGGUACGGGUGACAGGGAGAAUGCUGGGUCAUUCGAGGGGAGUUAUAACCCAGCUGGGUCCUCUUCUGGAGGUGGCAGCGGUAAUGGAGGCUCGGGUUCGGGAGGGAAUGCGAGGAGGUGGUCUAGGGGGAUGAUGUCUCUGCCUAAGCGAUUGACGCCGCCGUCGGGGUCGCCUCCUCCCGUUCCUUUCGGACAAUCGAACCAGAAUCAGGGCAUAUAUCAGCGUUCGCAUCGACUAUCGCAUCCUUAUGCUGCUUUCGGAAAUUUCGGAACUGGAGACUCCAAUGGCAGCAAUAGCACCCACUCAUCUCCACUCAAUCGGUCUUCAUCACAUCGCUCGCCUGGACAAAGCGGUCUUGGAGUCGGAUUGCAAGUCUUCUCGAAACGGAACUCGACGAGCUCGGCGUAUAGUUUCGUUUCGACACAUUCGUUGCCGUCACCACAAACUCAGACCGGGAGAAGGUCGAGUUCGAGCCAGAGGACGUCUUCUAGUGCUGUCAGCGGUGGAGGUGGAGGUGGAGGUGCGGCUGCGGCUGCGGCUGCGGGUAGUCGACUGAGCGUUCCGCCGCCACAAAGACCCGCCCCCAAUGGCGCACUCCCUCCUACCCCCCAUACUCCUGGUACUCCUGGAACUCCCCCAACACCCCUCACACCUGGAUCUCCAGGUGAAAGUUCGGCUUCCUCUGCCCAUGAACACGGUUCAGGGUCUGGGACCCUUCUGAGGAGUGGGAGCACGGGGGGAAGGCCGAAGACGGCGCCAGGACCAGUCAGGAGCUCGAUCAGAGAUUCCAUCGCCAAGAGGGCGGUCAGGAUUUCGAUGUUGCCCCCCAAUACCAGUAGUCCACCGUCUGCUAGUCUGCCACCGAGGCCGGAUGAGCUGCCUCAACCUGGCGCACCUGUUACCGGUUCGUCGACACCUGGUCCCGCUAGUUCGAGUAUGGAUGCAGUUUCGUCGUCGACCACGAAGCCUGCCUCGGCGUCUAUCUCACCUGUGGCGUUCAAGAAGAGACAUAAUCGAGGACAUAGCAUCGACAGCAAGUUGCUGGGAUUGAGAGCGCUUGGAGAGCCACUGUAUUCGAUUCCUGCGUCUCCUGCGACCGAACUAUCCGCGACGAACUCAUUGCCUAUCUCUGCACCACUACCACCGCCACUGAACUCAUCGGGAUCGACCUCGGCUUCUAGCUCACAUUCCUCGUUGUCAGGGUUGAACGCAAACGGAACGACUUCGUCUCUUCUGAACUCACAGACGCCCACGCCAACCGCUACGCCUGCGCCUCCAGCUCAAUCUCAGGGCCCGAAGCUGAGCAAUCCGUUCAAACGACUCAGGAUCCUCAGCGCCCCUUCACCCAUUCAUAUUCCACUGGAUGUCCAGAUCGCGAAUGCGAAUGCGAAUGAUCAGCCCGCUCCCAUUUCCAGCAACGGAUCCACUUUCAUCAGCUAUGCCGCCUCUCCACCCGCCACGCCUAUCGGCGAACGCAUCACCAACAUGCAGAACGACCCGAACUUCCUGCUGAUGGCGCCUACGCCCAUCGAGACUUCACCGUCACCACUGUCGGAAGGCUCGACUACGCCCACGUCGGGAAUGGCAACUCCGCCACAGGUACCGGCUCGAAGCCCUUUGAGACCGCCACCUCCGCCUUUGAGUCCUCGGUUGAUGGGCAUACCGAUGAUGGUCGGAGAUGAGGAGAGGGAGAGGGAGCAGGAACAUGAGUUGACCUCGUUGAGUCCGCCACCGAGAAGGGGAUCGAGGGCGGCAAGUACUUCAGUGGGUGUCGGUAUGAGUAUGGGGUUGGGGAGUGGAGCGGGGUCAACGUCGACAUUGGGCAAAGGUGUGGUGGAGGACGUAGGUGGUGAAGGUGCGAUCGGCUCCGGGAUGAACGUGUCGGUCCUUGAGCUUUCGUUUGCUGGUGGUCCGGAAGGUGGGGAGGGGAAACUUAGGGAGGUGGAUGAACUCAGGGAGGAUGGGGAUGGAGAGCAGCAUAAUGAGAAUGAAGCGAUGUUUGUGGAGGAUGUGGACAGUGAUGUGGAUGAGGCGGAGGCAGAGGGGAGGAAGGAGGGUGGUGGUGGUGGGCAGUUACCUCUCGAUCUGGAUAUCUCGAUGUCGCAGCCGCAGGAGAAUGCGUCGAGGAUUUCGUUCGGUGCUGUCGGUGUGGCGUCAUGA